UUUGUAUAUUUUCGCACUCAGGCGCACCAAGUGCUAGGAUUGGUUUUGAGCUAUUGCCCGGAGCAAUGUUGUGCCUCCGGCCUGCUCGUUGCUGUUCGCCGCCUCGUCUUUGAGCUGAUGCACGAGUCGCAGGACGAUGGCGCGGGCUUCCGAGACAUCGCGCCCGAGCGCCGGCCAGAGCUGGCGCGGCCCGCGGGGCUGCAGCCCGAAGCGCUGGACGGCGCCCAGGUUCACGGCAUGGGCUUCGGUGGCCUCGCGCCCGAGCAGCACCAGGGGCCGCCACAGCCGCCGGAGCGGCAGCUGCACGGGCCUGGGGGCGCCAAGGUGGGCGUGCCUGCCAACCGCCACGGGCACUCCCCCCUGUCCACGGCGGCGGGCUCGCUCGCGUCGCUGUGGGCGGCAGAGGACUCCACCACGGCCGCGGGCUCGCCCCCAGCUGUUUGGGCGGAGGGCUCCACCAGCCCAGGCAGCGUGCAGCAGCUGGAGAGGAUGAAGGACACCAAAUCGGUCGGCACCAGCUCCAGGUUCCUCGGCACGGCCACGGAGGAGGAAGCGCAGGAGCAGCUGCUGCAGCGGCUCCAGACUCGGGUGGCCCACCUGCUCUCCAGGGAGCGGCUCGCGCGCAGGCGCCAGGAGGCGGCGGCGCAGCUGACGUCUCAGGCCGCGGACCGCGAGAGGUGGAGGCUCCACCAGCAGGCGGAGCUGCUCCACGUUGCGGGGAGCUUGGAGCACCAGGCCGAGGCCAUCCGGGAGCGCACGCGGGAGGCGAGGGCCGCUCGACGAGACCCGAGGAUGCAGACGCUCGAGCACAACCAGGCAAUCGGCGACCAGAUGCGCGAGGACUCCCGGCGGCUGGCGCUGGAAGCACACAGCGCCCGCGAGGCAGAGGAGCAGCGCGUCCAGGCGCGGGCCGAGGCCGCGAGGCAGCGGCGCUUGGAGCAGCAGGAAGCCAGGGAGGCGGAGGCGCGGCGUCAGGAGCGGGAGCGCAGGCUGCGCGCCCAGCAGCGGCUCGCGGCGUUGCGGGAGGACAUGCAUUCCAACGAGGAGGCGAUUGCGCUGGCGGAGGAGCAGGUUUCCUCUGUCUUCGCAAGGUUGGAGCGGACUCUAGGCACUCCUGGCGCCUCAGCAGUCAGCUCGCCGCUCGCGCGCUCGAGCUCGCCAGUCAGCUGGCCCUGCGGCGGGCAGGCCCGCUCCGCUCCUGGGGCCGGCGCGGCCGCCCUGCGCGGCGCGCGGCCGCCCGGCGGCUCGCCCAGGAGCCCAGGGUGGCCCAGCGGCGGCACCUCGUCCAGCGCAGCGGGGGCAGGGCGGAGAGCUUCGCGGGUGGCCUCUGCAGGCAGGACGUCGCCGGUCUUGGGCAGACGGCCUCAGCGAUCUCCGCCGCGGUUGUUGUACGGCUCCCCGUCAGUGUCCCGCUGGACCGCGCAGCAGUUGGAGGUUGACGCUCCCCCUCGCGAAGGAGGCGGUGAUCAUGGGCCAGUGAGUUCGACGCGGGGCUAGCGGUGCAAGCUCGCCGCACUUGUCAGGUGUCGCUUCCCUUGCGGCGUCAGCACCAUGUCUUGCCUGCAAAGGCUGCUGGUGGUAAUUGCCGCUGGUGCUCCACUGCCAAUGCACUCAUGUCUGGGUCGUUCGAGCACGAGGCGGUCGCGGAUCCCCUCCCGCCGAAAAGGAGUGCAUCGCGCGUAGCGCACGGCUUUCUCGCACUUGGACGCAUUCGGAAACCAGUUGAGUUGAC
Molecule: messenger RNA, 1732 nt
Organism: Prorocentrum cordatum
Lineage: Eukaryota; Dinophyceae; Prorocentrales; Prorocentraceae
Source: the annotation of a GenBank genome assembly